UUUGAUGUCAAAAACAAACAUAUUUGUUUUAGAGCUUUGAACAACAAAAAAAAAAUAAUAUAAUGAAUGUGAUUAAUCAUGAUAAUGUUUUGGGACUAUCCAAGGGCCGAGGACGAAAUAAAAAUCGUAAAAAAGUAGGUGCACUUGAUGUAAAUGUAAAAUCGACCGUUAAUAUUUUACCAAAAUAUCAAUUGUUAGACAUUCGAAAACCUUUGGUAAAUUUUGGACCAUCAAGCUCCACUACAGUGACUCCAAAAUCAUCACGCCGAGGACGUAUUACCACGUCGUCUUCAAGCAAAAAAAGUUCAGCUAAAAAAACUACAGAUUCUGAAGUUGAUAGAACAACUACAUCAGGAAGCAUUUCUGAUGACUAUGAAGCAUUUGUAAUCAUAGCUGUUACAUGCGGUCGUGGAGAAGCAAGAGGGGAAGUAGGAUUAGCCGCAGUAGACGUUCAAUAUCCUCACAUGAUUCUUUGUCAAAUAAGUGAUUAUAAUUCCUACAUAAAUACUCUAACUAAAAUUCAUUCACUUAAUCCUGUUGAAAUAAUAAUGCCAGAUACAAUGUGUGAAUCUGGUCAUAAUUUAUACAGUGCAAUUCAUGAAAAAUUCCAAAAUAUUCCUAUAACCGGUGUUCAACGAAUACACUUUAAUGAUAUUAUUGGUUUAGAGAGAAUUCGAACUCAUUGUGCUACAGAAUAUUCUUCUGUAGAGAUUAUAGCUAAUCAAAAGUAUUAUGCUCUUGCAGCAGUUGCAGCUUUGAUGAAAUACAUUGAAUUCAUUCAGCAUACUCAAUACUUACCCAAAUCAAUGAACAUUGAAUUUCAAGGCUCUCAGAAUGGUACCAUAAUCGAUAUCGAUAGCGCUCAGAAACUGGAAUUAGUUGUUGCUCAAGGAGGACAACCAAAGCAUUGUCUGUUGGGAGCUUUAGAUCGCUGUUCAACUCCAAUGGGUAGAAGAUUACUAAGAGCUUCGAUCCUUCAACCUCCUUGUAAUCAGGAUUUUAUAGAGGCUAGAUUAUCUUGCGUAGAGGAAUUAGUUUCGAAUCGUUCAUUAUUCGAAAUCAUUCGACCUAUAAUCCGUCGUCUAUUUGGGGCAAGCCGACUUUUGAGUUUAGCUAUGUACUCACCGCAAGCUAAUAUUGUACUUAGAGCUGAGAGAAAUCUCAAUUAUAUAUUAUUAUUGAAGAACAUUGUUGAUAUAGUUCCGGAAUUUCGAACUGCCCUUAAUACAGCUCAAGCUCCUUUUUUUAAAAAAGUUAUGAAGGAUCUUGAAGACGAAGUUUUUGAUAAAAUAAAACAAAGAAUCUUAAGUAUUGUACAUGAUGAUGCAAGAGCAGUAAUGGGCUACACUUCUUCCAAUAUGCAAAGGUGUUUUGCAAUUAAACCUGGCAUAAAUGAUAUACUUGAUGUAGCACGCCAGACUUACUGCGAAUUAAUUGAUGAUAUGAAAUCUAUGGUUAAUGAACUUGGCGUUAAAUAUAAUCUUCCUUUAUCACUUGAAUGUAAUUCUGCUUGGGGUUACCAUAUUGAAAUGAAUGUAGGACGACGCGAUUUUGACAUAAAUAAUUUGCCAGAAGAAUUUAUUCACGCGAAAAAAUAUAAAAACUCAAUACUGAUGACUACGGAACAGCUCAUUGUUCUCAGUAUACAUUGUGAUGAAGCUUCUGAAGAGCUUCAUAUAAUGAGUGAUGUAUUAUUGAAGUCAGCUUUAGACGAUAUCAGAGAAUACAUCGGUUGUUUAUUUUUAUUUAAUGACAAUGUGGCUGAGCUUGACCUUAUUAUGGCUUUAUCACAAAUUAGUUCAAUCACUGAUUAUGUAAAACCAACAUUUGGGGUAGACCUGGAACUGCGAAAUUCUAAACAUCCGGUGAUGGAUGUGUUUAAUACAGAGAGCCCAACACCCAACGAUGUGGUUGCUUCUGUUCAAUAUAACUUUCAUACGAUAACAGGCCCAAAUAUGAGUGGAAAAACAAUUUAUUUAAAACAAAUAGUUCUCUUACAAAUCAUGGCUCAACUUGGGUGUUAUGUUCCUGCCACUAAAGCUAAAUUUCGUAUUACUGAUCAUAUUUUUUGCAAAAUUGGAGCACGGGAUGAUAUUGAAAAUAAUGCCUCAACUUUCAUGUUAGAGAUGAAAGAAGCUCAAUUUAUGUUACAAUCAGUUACUCCAUCGUCGUUGAUAAUCAUAGAUGAACUUGCUAGAAGCACGACUGUUGAAGAAGGAGCAUCUAUUGCUUGGGCAAUAUGUGAGGAACUUUCAUGUACUUCAGCUUUUACAUUCAAUGCAACUCAUUUUUUACAAUUGUUGAAAAUGGCUGAUUUAUAUCCAAAUGUAACAAAUCAUUACCUAGAAGCUAUUUUGAAUGAGAAAACUAAUAGUGACGACUCAAGAUUGGUGUAUACUCAUCAUUUAAAACAAGGUGUAUCAGUAAUUGAGCAUUAUGGAUUAAAAUUAGCUCGAUCUACAGGCUUACCGGAAAAUAUUCUUCGAAACUCUCAAAAAUUAGCAACAGAUUUAUCUCAAGCACUUCAGCCUAUGAUGGAUAAAACUAGUGAGCAAGAUACUCAAAUAAUUUUACAACGUAAAAAAAAUUAUGACACAUUAGCUGUAAUAUAUCAAGAGUUGCAGAAAAAAGAUACAAAUACAGAAAGAAUUUCUGAAAUGAUUAGAGAUUUAAAAUAUAUUCAAGAAGAUGAAGCUUUAAUAUCUCUUCACCAGAUACAAGAAGCUCAAUCAGCAUUGACAGAAAAUAAUGAUACUAAAAAAAAAUCAAUAAAACAAACUUUGUCUUUGCGUUCUAAUAACGAGGGAUUCAAGAAACCUCAUCCCGUUACUACACCAAAAAGUGGAGAAGAAUCAUUAGUGCUAACUCAAUCACCUUCACAUUCUAGCAAACGAACAUCGUCAACUAAUUCGUCAUUAGCUCCAAAACCAAAAAUUUUUAAAAUAGAAAGACUUAAAGAUUCAACGUUUUUUUUAUCAGAUCGCAAUAUUUAUGAAAAAAAGAAUGGAAUAUUUGCUCACACUCCAGAAGAGGUAAGAAAAAUAUUAAAAAAUCCUCUGACAGAUCCAAACUCACCUCUGUAUCUAAAUUCACCUAAAACAUCUGAAAGAAAUAAAAAAUUAUCGAAUGAAAGUACAUCAUUUGAGAAUGCUAAUCAUAAAAUCAAAAGUUUGGAGAAAUUAUCAAGUACAGAAUCUCCAUUUUUUAUUCCACAUUCAGAAUCAAGUCAACUGAAGAAGAAAGUAUCACGACAUGCAGUUCAUUCGGUGCAAUCAUAUGUGCCAGAGCAAUAUGCAGAUUUACAGAAAGCUAUAAGAACUAUAAAGCGUACUGGUUUAUCUCAAGAGAAUGAUGCUGAUGAUGAUCAAAGUAAAACUACGUCUACUUCUGAAUUACUUGUUAUAGAUCAAGAAUACACACCAUUGAAAGAGCUUAUUAAUCACAGCAAUCGAUCGAAUCAAACAUCUCCAAUGAAUAUAUUCGGACCGCCAGAAAAAAAGACUCGAAUGAAUAUUCCCAUGGAUAAUAUUCCAGAACAGUAUAGUUAUAUGAGACAUAUAUUAAAAAAUGUGUCCUGGAAAAUGGCUGGUGAUACUUCGCAGUCAAAUAAAUUCAAAAGAACUUCAGAUGCAAUUGAUGAAUGUGUUGUAGUAUCAGAGUCUGUCAGUAGAGCUAUGAAUAUUCCAUCAAAUGAUUGCGAUGAAGUAAAUAAAAUAGAAGAAUUAUCUAAAUCAUUAUCUGAGUCAUCGAUUAUUACAAUGAUGGCAGAAAAUUCCAAUUAUUUUCAUAAUUUACAUCCUGACCCCACAGAGACAAACUUUUUAUUUUCUCAACCAUCUAGGCUUGAUUUUUCUGUAUCAGGGCCUUCAAAUAUGUCUUACAUAUUAAGAAACAUGAGCUCUUCAUCAUCUUUAUAUCGAGAAAUAUCACCGAGUACAACAGCGGCAUGUAUUUCAGCCCGUAAAAAGGAAGCUGAGAUAUUUAAAAUUAUUGAAGGAGAUUCUUUUGAUGAAAAUAGAAUCAUGGGUUCGGUAAAGAGUUUCCUAGAGAGUUAGAUAAUCAUUUAUUUUAUUAAUUUAUUUUUAAUAUUAAUAUUUCAUGUUAUAAAAAAAAACAAAUAUUUGGAGUCUUUUAAAUUCCGGAAAAGCUAUCUGUGAAGAAUUAAACCAAUAUGGCUGACUAUAUCACUUAAUUGACUACUCUGUA
This is a messenger RNA of Chelonus insularis, 4206 nucleotides long. Its product is annotated as mutS protein homolog 4-like. Gene Ontology annotation, cellular component: nucleus. Gene Ontology annotation, biological process: mismatch repair; reciprocal meiotic recombination. The record is from RefSeq and is a predicted model, not a curated record. The transcript has 16 exons. Gene Ontology annotation, molecular function: ATP-dependent DNA damage sensor activity; mismatched DNA binding; ATP binding. NCBI's taxonomy places the organism in Eukaryota, Metazoa, Arthropoda, Insecta, Hymenoptera, Braconidae. The coding region runs from base 63 to 4055 and encodes 1330 amino acids.